Messenger RNA from Centruroides sculpturatus (bark scorpion), 5799 nucleotides. Its product is annotated as ankyrin-3-like. The record is from RefSeq and is a predicted model, not a curated record. The transcript has 30 exons. The coding region runs from base 220 to 5784 and encodes 1854 amino acids. Lineage: Eukaryota; Metazoa; Arthropoda; Arachnida; Scorpiones; Buthidae. Gene Ontology annotation, molecular function: protein binding. Gene Ontology annotation, biological process: signal transduction.
CUUCACGCGAUCAAUAUUCUGACUGUAUUGUACGUAUCGCUGCAGUCAGUCAUAACUACAUUCCUUAUACAAACAUCAUUUUAACCAUCCUACCGGCCGUCCAUUUCAUAUUGUUGAGUGGACCCUAAGAUUUGGAUAUUCCUAGUCCCAGGCUGUCGGACCGAAAUGAAAGAAUUCCCUUGAUCGUCUUCGGUCUCUGUCCAAAAACACUGCAGCAAAAUGGUAGCCGAAGGAGAACAGACUGACGGAAAUUCCAGUUUUUUAAGAGCAGCAAGGGCAGGAAAUUUGGAUAAGGUUUUGGAAUGGCUGAAAGGAAGCAUAGAUAUUAACACCAGCAAUGCAAAUGGAUUGAAUGCUCUUCAUUUAGCAUCAAAAGAAGGUCAUAUUAAUGUUGUAACUGAACUAAUUAAGAGAGGAGCUAAUGUAAAUGCAGCAACAAAGAAAGGAAAUACUGCAUUGCAUAUUUCUUCAUUAGCUGGAAAACAGGAAGUGGUAAAGAUUUUGGUACAGAAUGGUGCAAAUGUCAAUGUACAAUCACAAAAUGGCUUCACCCCAUUAUAUAUGGCAGCUCAAGAAAAUCACGAUGAUGUUUUAAGUUUUCUUUUAGCAAAUGGAGCUAAUCAGAGCUUAUCAACAGAAGAUGGAUUUACACCAUUAGCUGUAGCUCUGCAACAAGGACACGAUAAAGUAGUUACUCUCUUAUUAGAAAAUGACACUAAGGGAAAAGUUCGACUUCCUGCACUUCAUAUUGCCGCAAAAAAAGAUGAUUGUAAGGCUGCAACUUUGCUAUUGCAAAGUGAUCACAAUCCAGAUGUUACUUCAAAGAGUGGAUUUACACCAUUACACAUAGCAGCACAUUAUGGUAAUGAAAAUAUCGCGAUGAUAUUAUUGGAAAAAGGAGCAGAUGUUAAUUUUACAGCAAAACAUCAAAUUACUCCACUUCAUGUUGCUGCUAAAUGGGGGAAAAGUAACAUGGUAGCUUUACUCCUUGAAAAAGGGGCCAAAAUUGGUGCUUCUACCAGAGAUGGUUUAACACCAUUACAUUGUGCUGCUCGAAGUGGUCAUGAAACUGUAGUGGAUCAACUUUUAGAAAAUGGUGCACCCAUCAGUGCAAAAACCAAGAAUGGAUUAGCUCCAUUACAUAUGUCUUCUCAGGGUGAUCAUGUAGAUAGUGCUCGGAUUCUGUUAUAUCACAAAGCUCCAGUUGAUGAUGUUACUGUUGCUGAUCCUAAUGCCAGAGCUUUAAAUGGAUUUACUCCUUUACACAUUGCGUGUAAAAAAAAUCGAAUAAAAGUUGUUGAGCUCCUGCUUAAGCAUGGAGCUUCAAUAGAAGCUACAACUGAGUCUGGACUGACACCAUUACAUGUUGCAUCCUUUAUGGGAUCUCACUAUGAUCAUGUUAAUGUAGCUUUGCUACUAUUAGAUAAAGGGGCCUCACCUCAUGCAACAGCAAAAAAUGGCUAUACACCUUUACAUAUUGCAUCCAAGAAAAAUCAAAUGGAUAUUUCUACAACUCUCUUAGAAUAUGGAGCAAAAGCAAAUACAGAGUCAAAAGCUGGGUUUACUUCACUUCACUUAGCUGCUCAAGAGGGUCAUACAGACAUGGCAACUUUGCUGAUAGAGCAUAAUGCUGAUGUUAAUGCAAGAGCUAAGUCAUACAGGUAUUUAACUGCUGAUGAAAUGAAGUCCCUAGGUGAUGACUCUCUACCAAUUGAUGUAACCAAAGAUGAAAGACCAACAGAGUCCAUGAUGUUAAUGAAAGAAUCAUCAGCAGCUCCUCUCACAAUUGAAGAAGACCAUCUCUCUCCUCAACACAGUCAAAUGAUUGAAAGUGCUUUCUAUGGUUCUUACUCUCCUGACAAUGUAGAUAUAUCACUAACUUCAGUUGCACCAAUCAGUGCUGGGUUUCUCGUGAGUUUCAUGGUUGAUGCUAGGGGAGGUGCGAUGCGAGGCUGCCGUCACUCCGGAGUGAGGGUCAUCAUUCCACCUCGGAAGGCUUCCAUGCCCAUGCGCAUAACUUGUAGAUAUUUGAGAAAAGAAAAACUUGCUCAUCCACCGCCGCUCAUGGAAGGAGAAGCUUGCGCUUCUCGAAUUUUGGAAGUAGGACCUGUUGGAGCAAGAUUUUUAGGUCCUGUGAUAAUUGAGGUGCCUCACUUCGCUUCAUUACGAGGAAAGGAAAGGGAAAUAACUAUUCUGCGAAGCGAUAAUGGCGAAACGUGGAGAGACCACACUCUCGAAGCAUCUGAAGAAGCAGUUCAAGAAGUGUUAAAUGAUAGUUUUGAAGGAGAAGAACUAAGUGCCCUUGAGGAUCUCAAUACGAAUCGCAUCACUCGUAUACUAACUACCGAUUUUCCCCAGUACUUUGCCAUAAUCACCCGAAUUCGUCAAGAAGUUCACGCCAUUGGUCCAGAGGGCGGAAUGGUGACGUCCACGGUUGUUCCUCAGGUGCAGGCCAUCUUCCCCGAGGGCGCCCUGACCAAGAAGAUCAAAGUUGGACUUCAGGCUCAACCUAUUCAACCGGAUCUAGUGACCAAAUUAUUAGGAAACUCUGUCGCCGUCAGUCCCAUAGUCACCGUUGAACCUAGGCGACGUAAAUUUCACAAACCGAUCACUCUGACAAUACCGGUACCUCAGGCUGCUACAAAAGGAAUGAUCAAUCAAUAUAGUGGUGAUGCUCCUACUUUGAGGUUAUUAUGCAGCAUAACAGGUGGAUCUUCAAAGGCUCAAUGGGAAGAUGUUACAGGUUCGACACCAUUAACUUUAGUCAAUGAAUGUAUAUCUUUCACCACAACUGUAUCAGCCAGAUUUUGGCUUAUGGAUUGUCGACAAGUAAAUGAAGCCACAAAAUUUGCAACUGAACUUUAUCAAGAAGUUAUACAUGUGCCUUUUAUGGGAAAAUUUGUCAUAUUUGCAAAGCGGUAUGACACACUCGAAGCUCAACUUCGAGUAUUUUGUAUGACGGACGAUAAAGAGGACAAAACUCUCGAAAGUCAAGAACAUUUUACAGAAAUUGCUAAAAGUAGAGAUGUUGAGGUUUUACAAAACAAACCACAAUAUUUAGAGUUUGCUGGAAAUUUGGUACCUAUAACAAAAUCUGGAGACCAAUUAUUUCUGACAUUCCAUGCAUUUAGGGAAAAUAGGCUUCCAUUCUCGAUUCGUAUCAAAGAUCCACUUCAAGAACCAAUGGGACGUAUUGCAUUCAUGAAAGAACCAAAAGUGGGAAGGGGCGAACCUCAACCGGUUCCAAUCUGUAAUUUGAACAUAGCACUUCCAGAAGUAUGCAAGAUGGAUAAUAUAUCAGAAUUGGUAACAUUAGAAAAGAAAUACUGUUUUGUACAAGAAACUGGUUUAGCGAAACCUGAACUCAUCCACCGAGCAGACUUGCGACUCUCUGAUAUUGCGCGAGAACUCGACGGCGACUGGGAAAUUUUAGCGCUGCAACUCGAUAUUUCGGAGACGGAAAUUAACUCUAUUAAAUCGGAUUACCCGGACGACGACAGACAACAGGCAUUAAUAAUGCUUAGGCAAUGGAUGCAAAAAUCGGGACCUAAAGCUACAGGUAAUAGUUUGGAAAAGGCAUUGAGAAAAAUCAAGAGAGACGACAUAGUAAAGCAAUGUAUGUUCAACGUCGAAUUAGUCACGGAUGCCGUCGAAAAAGCGGUUGCCAAAGUUCAUUUAGACCAAUCUGGAUUUGAUACAUUCAAAGAAGAAUUAGGAUCGUCCAGAGAUGCUUCCUUAAGAAGAGAAGUUUCUCUCGACGUUUCUUACGACGAACAAGAUUUGAUAAAGGAAACAGUUCACACGGCUGAAAACGGGGCAGAAAUUAUAGAGAAACAAAUAGUAUCUGAUGAAUUUGUAAAAGAACCUGCCCAGGCUGCAAAUAUAACGCAGGACCAAAGAGAAGAAAAAGACGUAAAAUACAUAUCAUCCGUUACUGUCGAAACACAAGAAGUUAUAAGAGAGAACGUAGUGAAACAAGGAGCUACUGAAACUGCCACAACAAUUGUCAUGGAAGGAGAGGAAGUCAGCGAACACGAUGUUCACGAUCACACUGCCAAAUUAGUAGAAUCCGAAACGUGGGCGUCGGAAAUGGACACCAGUCAGGUUUCCAUAUCCAGUUUGCCAGAAGACGAAAAAUCCGAACCGACGACGGCCACCAUUUCCAGCAGCAUUGCUGCCGAACCGGAAUCAGCCGCGGCGGAGGCGAGUACCGAAGAAAAAGAACAUGAUUUGGAGAAACAAGUCAUUCCCUCUGAUCAAGACGAUUCCAGUUCUCAAGAUCGUACUAUAGAAGAACAAAUUCCUGUUGAAGAGGAAAAGGUGAUGGAAGAUUUAGUAGCUAGCACUCUUCCAAGUGUAACUAAAGAAACUCUAGAAUUAGCACUGACAAAACGUUUUGAUGAAAAUAUAAAAACUUCAGUAGUUCAGAAGAAAAUGAUAUCUGAUGAAAAAGUAACUGACAUAUCAAUUUCUGCUAAUAAAAAAGAUAUUCACAAGAUUACUAAAGAAAAAGAAAUAAUUAGCGAUGAACGCAAACAAGAAGAAAAAUCGCCUCAACAUGUCGAUCGUGGACUAAGUCCGAUUGCUGUUUAUACUGCCUAUCCAGGUGAUAUUAGACGAGAGGGAAGCGAGUUCUUCAUUAAAACGUAUGAUGCUCCCACCAUGCAAGAACCAGUCACAUCUUAUUUAGGAAAAUCUAUUAAGGAAAAUAUUAUUCGCAGUAAAAGUAUAUCGAUAAAUGAAGAUACUCGGCCUUUGGAAAUUUUACUUGAUCGUAAAAUUUUAGAUAUGGAUGAAGGUAGGGCAACUUCAGAAAGUAAAUUAACUUUAGUGAAUCCACCAAUAACAAAAACUUUAGAUAUACAUUUUAAAACAGAAUCACACAUAAGAAUUACUCAUAGAACUAAAGAUGAAAAAGAAGCAUUAUCACCAGAGCAUAUUUCUCUUCCCAGUGAUAAAAACAUGGUAACAGAAAUUGAAAAUCUUCCAUCUUCUCCGGUGCUUCAGACAGAUCAAGCAUCUAGUCCUAUUAAUAUCGAAUCACCUUUGAAAACAGAAAUUAUUAAAUCUCCAAGUCUUACCGAAGAAGAUAUAUCAAAGGGUAUUGGAUUACAAGAAAGUUUCGAAUUAUCAGAAGAAAUAUAUGAAAAAUCUGAAAUAGCUACCAGUCCUAUGUCCGAUCAUCUUUUAGAUACUGGAGUCGGCACUGAAUCACCAGUCACAACAGAAACUGCAAGUAGCCCCUUUCAAUUUGAAACGAAAUCUGUUGCUGUAAGUCCUCACGAUUCCGCAGCAGAUAUAUCAUUUCCGAAAGAAGAUUCAUCUACCCAAACAACAUUGGUAGAUACCGUAUCUGCACACACAAGUCCAAUGGAUUUAUCACUAUCCUUUCAGGAUGCUCUUCUAGAUCAACACAUUCAAUUAGGUGUUGCAGAUAUUGAAAGUCAAGAUGAAAUUGAAACACCAGGAACAGAAAUUUUAGAUGAUGAAGAAUUAGAAGAUAAAUUUGUACAGGAAAGUUUGCCAGAAACAAAGGAACAAGCAUUAACUUUAAAAUCAGAAGCAAUUUCAACACAAGAAAAAUUAAAAUUAAUGAAACAAAAUGAUUUUGAGAGAAGUAAAGAUGUAAAAUUAAUACAGACUUACAAAUUUGUAACAACUCAAAGAAAAGAUGUAGAUAGCAUUGAUAAAAGCAUAAAGCAGGAAACAGUUUUAAAAAGUGGCGAAAAAGUUUUUACAACAUUCAUUAAAGAAGAAAAAGUGAAAACAGGUAAGCUUAAGUGAUAACUUUAAUUAAAA